GGAGCGGCGGCAGGAGCAGAGCCGACGAGAUGGGGGACUCCAAAGUGAAGGUGGCGGUGCGGGUCCGGCCCAUGAACAGGAGAGAAAUAGACCUGCAUACAAAAUGUGUGGUAGAUGUGGAUGCAAACAAAGUUAUUCUUCAUCCAGUUAACACUAAUCUUGCAAAAGGAGAUGCCAGGAGUCAACCAAAGGUUUUUGCCUAUGAUCACUGCUUCUGGUCUAUGGAUGAAGCACUCAAAGAAAAAUAUGCAGGCCAAGAUGUUGUUUUCAAGUGCCUUGGAGAGAGCAUUCUCCAGAACGCCUUUGAAGGCUAUAAUGCAUGCAUCUUUGCCUAUGGACAGACUGGGUCUGGAAAAUCUUACACAAUGAUGGGCACAGCUGACCAACCUGGAUUAAUUCCUCGGCUCUGCAGCACGCUCUUCGAGAGAGCCCAAAAAGAAGAGAAUGAAGAGCAGAGUUUCAAAGUGGAAGUGUCCUACAUGGAGAUUUACAAUGAGAAAGUCAGAGAUCUUUUGGACCCAAAGGGGAGCCGCCAAUCUUUAAAAGUCAGAGAGCACAAUGUCUACGGGCCAUACGUAGAUGGGCUUUCAAAACUGGCCGUUGCCAGUUACAAGGAUAUAGAAUCUCUGAUGUCCGAAGGAAACAAAUCUCGGACAGUUGCUGCAACCAACAUGAAUGAAGAGAGUAGUCGGUCCCACGCCGUUUUCAAGAUCAUUCUCACGCACACAUUGUAUGACGUAAAAUCAGGGACAUCUGGCGAGAAAGUGGGGAAACUGAGCCUGGUUGACUUAGCAGGGAGUGAAAGAGCAACAAAGACUGGAGCUGCAGGCGACAGGCUGAAGGAAGGAAGCAAUAUCAACAAGUCACUCACAACUCUUGGACUGGUUAUUUCUGCCCUUGCAGAUCAGGCUGCCGGCAAAAAUAAGAACAAAUUUGUUCCCUAUCGUGACUCGGUGCUCACUUGGCUACUCAAAGACAGCCUGGGUGGCAACAGCAAAACAGCUAUGGUAGCAACAGUCAGCCCAGCCGCAGAUAAUUACGAUGAGACGCUUUCCACCCUGAGAUAUGCUGACCGGGCCAAGAAUAUUGUGAACCACGCAGUGGUGAACGAAGACCCAAAUGCUCGCAUAAUCCGAGAAUUGCGAGAGGAGGUGGAGAAACUUAGGGAGCAACUUACAAAAGCAGAGGCAAUGAAAUCCCCGGAACUGAAAGAUCGCUUGGAGGAAUCUGAAAAACUCAUCCAAGAGAUGACUGUGACCUGGGAAGAGAAACUACGAAAAACAGAGGAAAUUGCGCAGGAGCGGCAGAAGCAGCUUGAAAGCCUUGGCAUCUCUCUCCAGUCCUCUGGGAUCAAAGUUGGUGAUAACAAGUGCUUUCUGGUUAACUUGAAUGCUGACCCUGCUCUCAAUGAACUCCUGGUCUACUAUUUAAAGGAGCACACAUUAAUCGGGUCAGAUAAUUCCCAGGAUAUUCAGCUAUGUGGAAUGGGAAUUCUCCCUGAGCAUUGUAUAAUAGAUAUCACUUCAGAUGGACAAGUUAUGCUGACACCUCAGAAGAACACUAGGACAUUUGUCAAUGGUACGGCUGUCCCAGGCCCCACACAGCUUCACCAUGGAGACAGAAUUCUGUGGGGAAACAACCAUUUCUUCAGGCUAAAUCUGCCAAAAAAGAAAAAAAAGACAGAAGCCGAGGACGAAGACAAUUUGAUGAAAGGAAGCAACAGCUCUGAGCAGUUGGAUUUAGAUGGAGACAACUCCAGUGAAGUGUCCAGUGAGAUCAACUUCAGCUACGAAUACGCCCAGAUGGAGGUGACCAUGAAAGCACUUGGUGGCAACGAUCCAAUGCAGUCAAUCUUGCAGAGCCUUGAGCAGCAGCAUGAAGAAGAGAAGCGGUCUGCCCUGGAGCGACAAAGGGUUAUGUACGAACAUGAGUUGGAACAGCUCAGAAGGCGGUUGUCUCCAGAGAAACAGCACUUCCGAGCUAUGGACAGGUUCUCCUUCCAUUCUCCCAGUGCUCAGCAACGAUUACGACAGUGGGCAGAAGAUAGAGAAGAGAUGCUAAACCACAGCCUGAGAAAACUGAGGGAGCAGAUUGUGAAGGCCAACUUGUAUGUGAGAGAAGCCAGCUUCAUUGCAGAAGAAAUGGAUAAAAGAACAGAGUACAAGGUUACUCUGCAGAUCCCAGCCUCGAGCCUCAACGCAAACAGAAAGCGAGGUGCUGUUCUGAGUGAACCAGCCAUUCAAGUGAGGAGAAAAGGUAAAGGGAAACAGAUCUGGUCGCUGGAGAAGCUGGAGAACCGACUGGUAGACAUGCGGGACCUCUAUCAAGAAUGGAAGGACUGUGAGGAGGACAACAUGGUCAUGAGGUCUUACUUCAGGCGAGCAGAUCCUUUUUAUGAUGAGCAAGAGAAUCACAGCCUUAUUGGGGUGGCCAAUGUUUUCCUCAACUCCCUCUCUCAUGAUGUGAAGCUGCAGUAUGCUGUCCCAAUCAUCAACCAGAAAGGAGAGGUGGCAGGUAGACUGCAUGUUGAAGUGGUGCGUGUGAGCGGUGAGAUCGGGGAGCGAAUCGCAGGAGGUGACGACAGCUUGGAGGCCUCCACUGAAAAUGAUUUGCAGGAGCAGAAGGUGGUAUGCAUGAUCAAAAUCCUUCAAGCCACAGGUUUGCCCCAGCAUCUCUCCAACUUCGUGUUCUGCAAAUAUUCUUUCUGGGAUCAGCUGGAACCGGUGACGGUGGCCCCCGAAGUGGACCCCUCUCUUUCCCCCGUCAGCAAGGAGCCACGGUGCAUGGUCGUCUUUGACCACUGCAAUGAGUUCACUGUAAAUGUCACUGAAGAUUUUUUGGAGUAUCUGUAUGAUGGUGCUUUAGCCAUUGAAGUUUAUGGGCACAAGCAGUGCGACCCUCGCAAAAACCCGGCACUGUGGGAUCUGGGCAUAAUUCAAGCUAAAACACGAAGUCUUCGAGACAGGUGGAGUGAGGUCACUCGCAAAGUGGAGCUGUGGGUUCAAAUUCUGGAGCUUAAUGAGAAUGGAGAGUAUUGCCCAGUAGAGGUGAUACCGGCCAAGGAUGUGCAUACUGGUGGCAUCUUUCAGCUCAGGCAGGGACAGUCACGCCGAAUUCAAGUGGAAGUGAAAUCUGUGCAGGAAUCUGGAACGUUGCCUCUCAUGGAAGAAUCAGUACUAUCCGUCGGAGUGGGUUGCGUUCAGAUAAGAAACAUCAAGUCACCAAAAAGUCAUGAGAAUUUUCAGGAGGAAGACGACGAUAUGGACAGUUACCAGGAUAGAGACCUGGAGAGGCUGCGUCGGAAGUGGCUGAAUGCGCUUACAAAACGUCAGGAAUACUUGGAUCAACAGCUGCAGAAACUGGUCGGGAAACCUGACAAAACAGAAGACGACACAGACCGAGAGGCUCAGCUGCUAGAGAUGAGGCUGACUCUGACGGAAGAAAGGAACGCUGUGAUGGUGCCUUCUGCUGGCAGUGGAAUCCCUGGAGCACCUGCGGAGUGGACACCUGUGCCUGGUAUGGAGACGCACAUUCCAGUCAUUUUCCUUGAUUUAAAUGCGGAUGACUUCAGCUCUCAGGAUAACCUUGAUGAGCCCGAAGCUGGUGGCUGGGAUGCCACUCUGGUUGCUGAAGAUGAAGAUGAGUUCUUUGAACUGCAGAUCGUAAAGCAUUCUGACAGUGAGGUGAAGGCGGAAGCUUCCUGGGACUCCACAGUUCAUAACUGCCCACAGCUCAGCAGAGGGACAGUAGCAGAGCAAAGAGUUUUCCUUAUAGUGCGGGUGACGGUGCAGCUCAGCCACCCUGCAGAAAUGCAGAUUGUCCUCCGUAAGCGGAUAUGCGUCAAUAUCUAUGGCAAGCAGGGGUUUGCUCAGAGUUUCCUGAGAAGAAUGUCCUACCGAAGUUCCAUUCCUGGCUGUGGAGUCACCUUCGAAGUAGUUUCAAAUAUUCCAGAGGAUGCUCAGGGAGCGGAGGAACGCGAGGCACUAGCAAGGAUGGCAGCCAAUGUUGAAAAUGCGGCUUCUGCUGACUCAGAAGCCCAUAUAGAGAAAUACCUCCGGAGCGUGCUGGCUGUUGAGAAUAUUCUUACUCUGGACCGACUACGCCAGGAGGUUGCCGUCAAGGAACAGCUAACAGGCAAAGGAAAACUGAACAGAAAGAGCCUGAGUUCCCCAAAUGUCAAUCGACUCUCUGCAAGUCGCCAAGAUCUAAAUCCACCAUAUAGCCUUGCUACUUACAAAUAUCCAAAGGUCCUGGCAGAGAGUCGUUGGGAAAGCCAGCAAGAUGUAUCGCAGUCUUCAGCACAUUCCAACAGAUCCCAGAUGAGUUUGUCAGGCUCUCCUCAGCAGAACGGUUCUCCUGACCCAGGACUCAGCGGCCUGGCUGCCUCGUACUUGAAUCCCGUGAAGUCCUUAGUGCCUCAGAUGCCAAAGCUGCUUAAAUCUCUGUUUCCCAUUAGGGAUGAGAAAAAGGGCAGGCAAACCUCUCCCCUUGCCCAGCAGUCUGUUCCACGAAUUAUGGUUCAGUCUGCCAGUAUUGAUGCCAGUGCUGUAAGAAUUAAACAGGUUAUGCAUGAGGAAGGAAGCAAAGAGCCAUUUGAGAUGGCCGUGCAGUCUACUGAGUUGGAAACAAAUUCUGAAAAGUCACCUAAAGUGCCUUCCACAGCAGAUGUUCAAACCCAGGACUCCCAAGAAGGUCCACCAAGUCCCUUGAGUGAAGCAUCUAGUGGCUACUUCUCUCACAGUGUUUCCACAGCAACCCUUUCUGAAGCACUUGCACCAGGAAACGAUUCCCCCCUUCAGGCCAGCAGCCAGACAGCUGCAGGGAGUGAUGGGCCCCAUCCUGCGAUGCCCCUCCAGCUUGGGUCUGCUGCUGAAGGUCCUGUAAAAUCCUGUUCUGGGAUGGGUUCUGAGGUUACCCCUUCUAUUCCAAGAGGCGAUUCAGUGGCCUCUGGCCUUAAAACUGACCACACGAGAACUAAAGACAACACUAAAGUGAAUGGUGAGGGCAACGUAAGGUCAAGGUCUGUUGUCUCUUCUGUAGCUGUCAGUGAGGAGAAUGUUAAUGCCUCUGUAGCUACUAAUGCUAAAGUCUACCCUUCUACCUCCUCCUCAAAGAAAGAGUUGCAAUUAACACAGCCAUCUGUGACUUCAAUAACCUGGGACCCUCCUUCCGUUACUGCCCAUGGCCGUCCGGCACCCGUUUCUGAAACGGGACCUUCAAAAUUUCAGGUUUUUCCUGACCUUUCUUCUCAGUCCAGCAGUGCAGCCUCUCCAUUCAAAAUCCAAAGAGUAAGGACAUCAGAAUUAAAGUCUUUUUCAAAUAUGUUGGGAGGAGAACAAGGAGAAUUCUCAAGCUCUGAGGAGGAGAAGGUAGGAGAGAGAAGCAAAGGGAAUUCACGAGGGUCUGGACAGAACAAUGGCGCAGAAGCUGCCUCUGAGGAAAAACUGGAAGUAACAUCUGACUCAGAAGAAGCCAAUGAGAUACCAGACUGGCUGAAGGAGGGUGAAUAUGUGACUGUUGGUACCAGUAAGACUGGAACAGUGCGGUAUGUUGGCCCAACAGACUUCCAGGAGGGAACGUGGAUUGGUGUAGAGUUGGAUUUGCCGUCAGGUAAAAAUGAUGGUUCAAUCGGGGGACGGCAAUACUUCAAGUGCAAUCCAGGCUACGGCCUUCUUGUGAAGCCGAAUAGGGUAAAAAGAGCCACAGGGCCUGCAAGACGUCGAAGUGCAGGGAUGAGACUGCAAGGUGGAGCCGUGCCUGAGAACCGGAAGAGUGGCAAUUUCUCUGGGUCAGCCUCCAACUUGGCUUCUCUGACUGCCUUGGCCAAAACCGAAGGUGCAUCUGCUCUACGACCAGAAAAGACUCAGAAGAAUACAGAAAACAGGAAAUCAUGGGCAACCUGAAAGGGGCCUGCUUGGCACCACACUACCUUGUCGCAACUGACACUUUGCAAUAGCCUUUCUUGCACAACUAAGCCAACCCAGGAGACAACCAGCACACAGGGCCGAGUUAUAAGGGGGAUGGGGGUGUAUUCUCUACUAGAGUCAUUGAGGUAUGAUCAAUCCUUGACCUUUUUUUGUGAUGAAGGAGUCGUGUUGAGAUUCCUGAUGCAAAUAGUGUCGCUUCUGUCUGUGCUUUUACCAAACAUUUCCCCCCAAACACACGUGUGUAUACACAGGAAACAAAUGGAUGAGUGUGCUUCAAGGGAAAGCCAUUUUGCCGUAUUGAUUGUAUCCGUUUCUAGCUCUUCUGAGAGAUGCUAGAAUGGGGAUAACUUCUAGAACAGAAACCAAAUACAGCAUGCUAUUGGUCACUAGAGAGCUGUUGACAAAAGGCUCAUCUUUGAACUACAGUUAAGCAAAGAAAAUUUUAUGGCUGAGCAGGUGAAGGAAGGACUGCUAGAAACAGUGCCUAUCACUUUUGCAGUCGGCCUCUGGUCUCUUGCUGUUCCUGUUGAAGCCUCUGGGAAUUCUCUUCACUGUGUUGGAAUGAGGGGUUGGGGCCAGUUCGCCCAACUGGUAGCUUUUAUGAUGCUAAAACCUUUUUUAAGACAUAUCCUUAAUUUCAUGGUGAUCCUAGGUGAUUUUUUACUUUUUAUACUGUAAAGAGAGAGACACAGGAAGGCAUCUGCUAUCCUCCCAUCUAGAACCUUGACAAUUUAAUUUAAACAUGCCAGCAUGCCGUCUGGUGCUACUGUAUUUAUAAAGAUGGUUUCUAGUUACUGGUCUGUUUUGGUCAGAGUAGCUCUUUAACACCGAUGUCCUGAUAUGGUCGUUUCCCCUUGCAUUCUGGGUUUUAGCAUGUUUGUAAAACUUUAUUCCUUCCCCAGUGCUACAGUAUUUAUUUGUUAUUUAUUUCUAUUUUAAAGGUAAUAAUAAUAAAACCCUUGCGACUUUACAAUCAAUCCACCUCCUACCAUUGCACAAAAGAUGCACACUUUAAAAUUAUUUGCAUGCACUCACCCAUCUUCCUGCCUGAUGGAUCUGUUUCUUUGUGCUCCUUUAUGACACUUUUUUCUUCAAGGUGGCAUCUUUCCUUGGAAGAUGUGGCUGACUUGAAGCUUCUGUGGCUGUACUUGGCUUGCACAAGCUGAGAAAAGUCUGCCAUCCACAUGCAGCAGUUUACCAGGAAGUUGGUAAAUUUCCAGUUUCGCUACCAUGCAUGGCCGGUGGACUGCAACUAGUUUGGUGCAUCACAAAGAUUGAGUCUUGUCCAUGAAAACUGGCAAAUUCCAAGUAUUGACCAAUGUAUUGAUAAAACUUUGAGCCAAUUCUGAUAAGAGCAUAUACAGUGGCAGUAUUUCCCCCUCCAGGAGCAUGUCCUGCAAAUGUGUGCAUGUGGAAAUAUAUGAAGGGAUCUCAUUCAGGCAACUUGCUUACAAAUAAUCCUGCAAAUUGCAGCUGGCUAGAGUCCUGCCACGUGUGGGAUCAUCCACAUUGAGUUGCAUGGUUGAUGCUGUCACGACGACAUGCAAUUGUAAAUACCAUACCAACACUGUUAAAAUACCAAACGAACUCUGCUGCAGCUAAGAGAAACAAUGAAUUAGCAACCAAAUAUGGGCCUGGGGAAUGAGUGGGGGUGGGAGUAAAUAUCUAGGAAACCCACACACACACGCACACAGAAGCUGUUUUUUUUUUCUACUGCUACUGCUGUACAAUGGGAAUUUUUGUAUAGUAUCUGCAGAAUGUGGAUUUACAAUUUCUAAUUGUCUUUUAAUAAAAUAAUCAAGUUUGUAGCCACCGGUUUGGGCCGGGCUUUAAAAUUGCAGAUCAUGGUCUUGGUCCAAAGAAAGCUUACCACACAUGACUUGUUGAAAAUUAGGGGAUAUAAUUAUUUGUGACUUCAUGAAAACAGCCUACCUGAACAGGCCAGCUUAGGCCAGACUCAUCAGAGUUUGGGAACUAAGCAGGGUCAGCCAUGGUCAGUACUUGGAUGGGAGAGCACCAAGGAAAGCCGGAGUUGCUAUGAGGAGAAAAGCAAUGGUAAACCUCUCCUCCUCUCUGGCCUGGAAUACCUCAAGGAUGGGGUCACCAUGAGUCAGUUGUGACUCAGCACAAUCUUCUUCAGGAAGACAUGAAACUUGCUUUUAAAAGGAGAUUUCUUGGAUUCCACGUUUCCGCAUCCUUCACUGUGACAACAGCCAAGAACCCUGCCCUCUCUGUGCUGAUAUAUCAGAUAGGUGCAAACAUUUUCUCAUUGUGGCAGUGAUUCAGCACCAACAGUAAAGGACAACCUUAACUACCUUAAUGUUAACUACCUACUUGCAUGUAGGCAUGUGUGGGCAAUCCCUGAUCAGCAAGUAAGCACUGCUGUGCUGAUCUCUCCUGUGCCGUGGUUUUUGCAAGAUUAUCAUGCACUUUACACAAGAGGAAUCAAGGGCCCGUGCUGUAGUCCACAAGCUACAGCUCCUUUAAGCACGCAUGCUCAGAACAGCCCCCUCCUCUCAUACCACAGGGUUUUAAAAAAAUAUAUAUUUUAUUGAACAACAAAACUACAAAAUGCUUGAUUAUGGUUUGAAAGAGUGCAAAAGGAAAUGCUUCAAAAGGUGUUAGCUCAAGACCCACGAGCUUAAAAGCCCAUCUGGGUAGAUUGGAUGAUUUUUUUGUCCCCUUUACAAUAUGACAGGUUGUCCCCCUUUUUUAAAAAAAGUCACUCUUUAAAAUCUAUUAGAUGUAUUCUUCAACAUGUUCUUGAAGAGUGUGUUUUAUGGACUUUUCCAUGUUCCUAAACAGGGGAGAGAGAUGUUCAUCUGUGUGAUUCCUAUUUAUUUGUACAUAGAUCAGAUUUCAUCAGGUGGCUGUGUUGUGGUUGUGUCUUCAAAACUUACUAACUUUCAUUGGAAUUAUAAAACAAAUACUUUCCACUUUCUUACAACAUUUUUUAUUUUUCAACAAUUUUUUGAUUUAACAAAUUUAUCAACAGUAAACAAAAGUAAACAAGUUUUAACAGUACAGGUAAAUUGGUAAAACAAAAACAGAGAGAGAGAGAGAGAGAGAGAGAGAGAGAGAGAGAGAGA
This is a messenger RNA of Eublepharis macularius, 9016 nucleotides long. It is a transcript of the gene KIF13B, whose product is annotated as kinesin family member 13B. Gene Ontology annotation, biological process: regulation of protein localization; microtubule-based movement. The transcript has 41 exons. Gene Ontology annotation, cellular component: adherens junction. Lineage: Eukaryota; Metazoa; Chordata; Lepidosauria; Squamata; Eublepharidae. Gene Ontology annotation, molecular function: microtubule motor activity; ATP binding; cell adhesion molecule binding. The coding region runs from base 30 to 5903 and encodes 1957 amino acids. The record is from RefSeq and is a predicted model, not a curated record.